CAGCCUCAUAUAUAAUUUUUUUCACAUUUCCCCCCUCUUAAAAACUGCAACCUCAUCACCUUCCAUAUUUAUGAUAUCUCUGCACUCAAGUCUUUCUCUCCAUCACAAGACAUGGUACAAUCAAAGAAAUUCAGAGGUGUUCGGCAGCGUCAGUGGGGCUCUUGGGUUUCCGAAAUUCGCCACCCUUUGCUGAAGAGAAGGGUAUGGCUAGGGACAUUCGAGACAGCUGAGGCUGCUGCAAGGGCAUAUGACCAAGCUGCUAUUUUGAUGAACGGCCAAAAUGCAAAGACCAAUUUCCCCAAGGCUGCUCACCCUGGUGAACAAAAUGCUCGUGGUGGUGGUGGUGGCGGUGAUGAUGAUGAUGAUGAUGAUCGGUCUCCAUUGCCCCCUAAGGCCUUGGCCGAGCUUUUGAAUGCUAAGCUGAGGAAGUGUUGCAAAGACCAAUCUCCUUCUUUGACUUGCCUCAGGCUCGAUACCGAUAAUGCUCAUAUAGGUGUUUGGCAAAAGCGUGCAGGGAAUCGAUCGAGUUCCAAUUGGGUCAUGAGGGUUGAGCUUGGGAAUAAGAAGGUUGAUACCCCGGCGUCCGGAGACAGAAGGACACUGUCGCCGGGGUCGUCAACUACGGCGGAUGAGAUCGAAGCCGGGAACCUAAUGGGGGAAGAAGAUAGGAUUGCACUGCAGAUGAUAGAAGAAUUACUCAAUUGGAAUUGUCCCGUGACUUCUUCAACUUCUCUAAUUGGAGUUUAAGUGUGUUAUAGCUACUUAAAAACAUAUAUGAUAUUGUGAACAGCGCAGUGGUGAAGUCCCAUUGCUAGAUAUAAAAAAAGAAUUUCUACUCAAAAGUCCUUUUAGCAUUUUACCCUUUCAAGGUCAUAAGUCAUUGUUCUACCAUCCCCGCAUGUAAAACUGGUUGUGAAAUUUUACAAUAUGAAAGCAAAUGUAGAUCACCACCUACAUAACUGUUUAAACUUCGAAUUUAA
Molecule: messenger RNA, 980 nt
Organism: Gossypium arboreum
Lineage: Eukaryota; Viridiplantae; Streptophyta; Magnoliopsida; Malvales; Malvaceae
Product: ethylene-responsive transcription factor SHINE 2-like
Exons: 2
Coding region: 112-747 (211 amino acids)
Biological process (GO): regulation of DNA-templated transcription
Molecular function (GO): DNA-binding transcription factor activity; DNA binding
Source: RefSeq, a predicted model, not a curated record